AUGACGAAAAACAAGUAUGAGCAGCAAAGGGAUGAAAAUGUAAAGAAAAUUCAGGAAGUUUUUAAAUCUAUGGGUAUACCAAUCUUAGCUCAGGAAGUUAUUGAUGGUCUUGCAAAAAAACAAAAGGGAAAAGGUAAGGCAGUAGCCACUGAAAAUCCAGGAUCUGACCAUGAUUAUGAUCCAUCAUCUGAAAUUGAAAACGAAACUGAUAGUGACGAUGAAUGUGAUGACGACCUCCAUGUUGAGGUCAAUACUCAGGUAGAAGAGAUGGUUCUAGGAACGCGCCUUGUCCAAAAGAAGCUGAAGGUGGGGACGGCGGCUGCCAGCAAAAAGGCACCGUGGACACCAACAAGAUUAACUAGGCAGCAAGUAGCCAUGUCGCCUGGACGUCGUCCACCACCUAGGCAGAGAAUGCCCUUGCUUCCUAAGAACCCUGCAAAAGGCAGCACACAAGCGAAAAGCCAACACCCUACAAGCAGCAGCCUCACCACAAACACUGCAAACAAAGCCCCUGCUCCUCUAGUGAUCCCCACAGCCCCUGCUCCUCCAGUGAACCCCACAGCCCCUGCUCCUCCAGUGAUCCCCACACCCAGUCCAGCCAUCUCUGCUCCUAUUCCCACAGCUAUUCCAUCGAUGUCUGCUCCUAUUCCAAACAGAGAGGCUAGUAUUCACAAAUUCACCAAGGCAACUGCAGCCAAGUCUGUGCCUGGUGCAAACCCAAUGUGUACACCUUCUACUCCAAGACCAACUGCUGCCCUAUCUAGACAUCCUACUCCUGCCACUAGUGUCACCCAAGAAGUUCCUAUAGACACCUCGCCAGGUGUGCAGAGCUCUAGGCAGAGCAAUGACAUCAAUGUGGUAGCUGAUACAUUUGAUGCAACAACUAUAGAGGACAAUACAAGGUUGGAUGUGGAUAUUAAGAAUGAUGGACCAAGCAAGGCAGCAUGCACUAAUAUUGUCAAGAGGGGAGUAAGGCAGCAGAGGUAUCAUCUGAAAAGGAAGUACUAUGACGAGUCACUGACAAAAGAACAACUCUUGGCCAUGGAACCUCCACCUAAGAUGAAGAAGCAGGAGUGGGUCAACCUGGUUGAGUACUGGUGUGAGCCAAAGAAUCAGGAAAAAAGUUCCAAGAAUAAAGCUAACCGUGCCCUAGUGCAGCUUCACCAAAAGACUGGAUCUAGGUCCUACAUUGCCCACCGUUACAGCCUGAGGUCUAAGUACAAUGACACGGAACCAGAUGCGAUUGAAUUCUUUGGUGAAUGCAUGAAUCAUCCACAACAUGGUCGUACUCCUCUUGCAAAUGAAUUAUAUGAACAAAUGGUGGCAGAGGAGGAAAAAGAACCAGAAGGAGAACAACAGAAGUCUCCAACCAAGAUAGUUGCUGAAAGUCUCAGCCACAUCAGCAAUAGAUCAACAUUCCUUCAAAGUCUUGGCAUAACUAAAGUGAGCAAGGCUACCGGGUCCACAUCAGCUGCAGCACAAGCACGUAUGCAAGCGCAAUUUGAAGAACAGCUACAAGAAGAAAGAGAGGAGGCUGCAAGGAGGCAGGAAGUGUGGCAGGCACAACUUGAAGCGCAGCAGGCCGCACUUGAAGAAAACCAAACCUUGCUACGCGUGACACAAGAAGAAGUGAAGGCAAUGAACAACAAGUUUGAGGAAGUCAGUUCGAUGCUACGAUCUUUGCUGAAAUUUCACAAAGAUUGA
Messenger RNA from Sorghum bicolor (sorghum), 1704 nucleotides. RefSeq names its product nucleolar and coiled-body phosphoprotein 1. NCBI's taxonomy places the organism in Eukaryota, Viridiplantae, Streptophyta, Magnoliopsida, Poales, Poaceae. The transcript is spliced from 6 exons. The record is from RefSeq and is a predicted model, not a curated record. The coding region runs from base 1 to 1704 and encodes 567 amino acids.